AUGUCCCUCAACAAUUGGGCCGCCCUUCCUCUCGAGCUACAGGCUCUCAUACUCGGCCGUCUGGAGGUGACCGACUACCUCCGGUUCGGUGCCGUCUGCCGCUCAUGGUGUUCGACGGUGGCCGAGAGGCCUUGCCUGCCGAAGCCGCAGAUCCCAUGGCUGAUGCUUUCCGAUAGCAUGAGGGAUCCCGACACCCGCCGCUUCUUCAGCCGCCCGCAUCAGAAGAUGUACAAAAUCCACCUCCCGGCGAUCCACGGUCGCUUGUGCAUCGGAUCCUCCGAGGGGUGGCUGAUCACCGUCGACGAGCAGUCAGAGCUGCACGCUCUCAAUCUGUUCACCGGGGCAUCCUUGGCCCUCCCAUCCGUCGCCACAUUCUUCGAUGUCGCCGGUGUCGUCCGUGACUCCGACGGCCGCAUCACCGACUAUGUCAUCGGCUAUGAUAACCUGGGGGAG
Molecule: messenger RNA, 453 nt
Organism: Elaeis guineensis (African oil palm)
Lineage: Eukaryota; Viridiplantae; Streptophyta; Magnoliopsida; Arecales; Arecaceae
Source: RefSeq, a predicted model, not a curated record